AUUGGUGUCGAAACUAUGGGUUUAUGGAAAGAUGGCUGGUGCGCAUCCGUUAUAGACACAGCACCUUAUUUACAGGUGUUCUUUGGGUACCUAACAAACGUAUCCGUAAUUGAGACCGAAGGUGUCACCGAUGAUUCAACGAACUCUUGGGUCGAAAGUUAUUAUGUUUCUAUGAGUAACGACUCUCAACCUGGAUCGUUCGUCAACUACACUGAACAAGGAGUAACUAGAAUUUUUCAGGCAAAUGAUGACAUUCAAGGUAAGAAUCUGAGUCUUGAAGGAACGAGAGCUCAUUACAUCCGAAUUCAUCCUGUCAGUUUCACUGGUUCGUCUGCUUGUGUGCGCAUCGCUUUAUAUGGCUGCGACUCAGAGGACUUCCCCUCUUCGGGCAUACUGCUUCAGAGAGUGAAUAACGAAACGCCAGAGGAAAGCGUAGGGUUUGAUCGAAUCAUAGCAGUAAUUCCAGCAGUUUUUGGUGCACUCCUUUUGGGCGGCUCAUUGUUAUUCCUUAUACGUUAUCUUCGGAAGAGAUCUUCACGACAAAUGAAAGGUUAUUCAACAAUGGAAGAAGAAGAAGGAAUCUACCAAACAAUCCCCUCUGAUCUGCCCAUGUAUGAGGUGCAGACUGUGGCAAUCGAGAUGGGCCCUGACAAAGCCUUGAAUAGCAUUGGAAUCUGGAACGAAGCGUACGAGUCUUACGUUGGAGACGAGGAAGAAGAGGAAGGAAUUGAGCGGCAUUAUCAGAGUCUAGAUGACGAAGAAUACGAACAUAUUUACGAGAAUCUACCUUCAGCUUUUGAAGUACAAACGCUGAGUGUGGAGGUGAACGGAAAGGAAGUGGUACCGGGGGAGGUUCACAGUGAAAACGCGUUUUAUGAAAGUGUUUACCCAGAGAGCAAACUCGAAGAGAAACGAAGAAAACAAGGGUUUUUUGAGUUACCGCGAUAUCGGGAGUUGUCAGAGGAAGAAGAUGAUGACUACGACGAUAACGAAGACAAUGGCAGCGAUAACGAAGGUUAUGAGGAUAUUUACGACAAUAUUUUCUUCCCUGAGGAGCCAUCAGAGGAUCAGAAGAAGAGGACACUUACAUUUUCUCCGCAACAGACGGCCGAAGAUGGAAUUUUCUCUUACGAAAACAAGAUUUUUAGCUUUGAUCGCCGAACGACAACGUUGGAAGAAAUCCAGAGGAAGAAGAGUCAAGUUUUUCCAUUCCUUUAAAUUUCCACAAGUUAUUUAUCGUACCAUAGACUGUCUUAAACUGCACUACCCCAGCAUUUGUCAUGCAGUUCUUGUUGCAUAGUUUAAGAUUCCUAUAAACAGUUGAGGCUCACGUUAUUGAUAACUCGAUUGGUACAGAAAACGUGUUUGUAACCGAGGCACGAAAUACGAUUGUUGUGUGGUUUAAAAAGCGGAGUUUUUUCUUUUUGGAGGUUUCCCCAAAUAGCAUCGUCCACGUAAGGGAGUCUUUUGCAAGGCGUGCCCCAGUACGUUAGACUGAUAUGAGAGUCUUUGUUUUUGGACAGCUAGCAGAAUUAUUUACAGAUGUGUAACGAAAACUGAUGUUUGUAGAUAAACUGUGAUGCUGCUUCAGUGAGGAAAUUACAAGAUAGUUUGGUUUUAUGAACAGAAUCGAUGAGGUAAAUUGGCCACCGUAAAGAGGGGUAAUACCUCUUUGCGGUGCCUAAUUUAGAGUAUCAAACCAAACGAUCUUUCUUUAAGAUUUGAUUGGUUUAAAAUCAUAGAUACG
Messenger RNA from Pocillopora verrucosa, 1747 nucleotides. RefSeq lists its product as uncharacterized. Gene Ontology annotation, molecular function: calcium ion binding. Lineage: Eukaryota; Metazoa; Cnidaria; Anthozoa; Scleractinia; Pocilloporidae. The record is from RefSeq and is a predicted model, not a curated record.